ACGUGCAGGCGGUGUUACACACAAAUCCGUCCCCUGUGCGUGUGUGUGUGUAUGUGUGUCUCCUCCGUCAACAUGGCCAACGCGAUGUGCGCCAGAUUCCUGCAGCAGAGAUCCACACAGGGCUUAGCUUUCUGCUCCAGAGCCUUCCCAGCUUUCUCAAGCCCCUUCCUGUCCCGCGCUCACAGACUUGGUCCCAGUGAUGAUGAAAUGUACCAGCGCACCAGUGUGUCGGUCAUGCAGAAGGAGGUGGGAAGCGGCGUCAUGAUCCACAGCUACAGCUCUCGAGGAUUCAACAUCGACGGCAACAGGGUGUUUGGGCCUUGUGCUGUGCUCCCUCCAGCCAUCCUGCAGUGGAAUGUUGGCAGUUACGAAGACAUCACAGAGGAGAGUGUCUCGCUUUUCCACAUGAUCGAACCACGGAUAGAAAUUCUAGUGCUAGGCACAGGUGCACGGGUGGAACGAAUUAACCCGCAAGUUCUCACCCUGCUGAAGAGAAAAGGCAUUUCCGUGGAGGUGCAGGACACGCCAAAUGCUUGUGCAACCUUCAACUUCCUGGCCAGUGAACGACGAAUGGUAGCCGCAGGUCUGAUCCCUCCUCCUGUCAGCACCGCCCUGGAAGUCACACAGGAGUAGUCGUUCUGACGC
Myripristis murdjan (pinecone soldierfish) is the source of this 645-nucleotide messenger RNA. RefSeq names its product NADH:ubiquinone oxidoreductase complex assembly factor (gene ndufaf3). The transcript has 5 exons. Bases 52 to 633 code for a protein of 193 amino acids. Gene Ontology annotation, biological process: mitochondrial respiratory chain complex I assembly. The record is from RefSeq and is a predicted model, not a curated record. Gene Ontology annotation, cellular component: mitochondrial inner membrane. NCBI's taxonomy places the organism in Eukaryota, Metazoa, Chordata, Actinopteri, Holocentriformes, Holocentridae.